Messenger RNA from Colius striatus (speckled mousebird), 856 nucleotides. It is a transcript of the gene POU2AF1, whose product is annotated as POU class 2 homeobox associating factor 1. The record is from RefSeq and is a predicted model, not a curated record. The coding region runs from base 51 to 821 and encodes 256 amino acids. Gene Ontology annotation, molecular function: DNA binding; transcription coactivator activity; POU domain binding. Gene Ontology annotation, cellular component: RNA polymerase II transcription regulator complex. Gene Ontology annotation, biological process: positive regulation of transcription by RNA polymerase II. The transcript has 5 exons. NCBI's taxonomy places the organism in Eukaryota, Metazoa, Chordata, Aves, Coliiformes, Coliidae.
GCCAAGCCUUCUUCAUCAAAGAGACAAAAAGACCCGUCCUGACUCAGAAUAUGCACUGGCAAAAAUCUUCUGCUCCAGAACAGCAGCCACAGCCUCGCCCCUAUCAAGGUGUCCGUGUCAAAGAGCCAGUGAAGGAGCUAUUGAAAAGGAAACGGGGGAACGUUCAUAAUGCCAGUGCAACGGCAGCUACAACGGUUGUUUUGCCCCAUCAGCCACUUCCUUCCUAUUCACCAAUGGGCCAGCCUUGCAUUGAUAUAGAUGCUGCUGCGUCUGCAUUGCCUGUCACAGAUGAAGGAGCACUCUGUUCUGGCUGGAUCUCCCAGCCUUCUCCCACAUCCUUACAGCCUUUAACUCAGUGGACCACUUAUCCUGACUACGUGUCCCAUGAAGCAGUCAGCUGUCCAUACACAGCAGAUAUGUAUGUUCAGCCUAUGUGUCCCAGUUACACACUGGUUGGACCUUCAUCUGUUCUGACUUACACUUCUCAACCUCUGAUCACCAAUUUUGCACCUCGAAGCACCACCCCUGCCGUCGUGCCUCAGCUCGAGGUGACAGAUCAGCAGCCACCUCUCACGUACUUCCCAUGGGCACAGCCCCUCUCUGCACUGCCAGCCCCUACUUUACAGUACCAGCCAUCUUCUUCCACGCUCUCGGGGCCUCAGUUUGUGCCCUUGCCCAUCUCCAUCCCCGAACCAGCCCCUCAGGAGCUGGAGGAUGCCCGUCGAGUCAUCGGCACGCUGCCCAUUGAGAAGCUGCUCUUAGAAGAUGAAGAUAAUGAUACGUAUGUUUUAAACCAUGCUCUCUCUGUUGAAGGGCUUUAAGUUGCACGUCUGGGGCCUGAUUCUCACCUACUCAG